GUGGCAGUUACGUCUUUAACGAGUUUUCUUUUCUGUCGAUUCUUCUGGUAAUCUAAAAAUUUCAGGGCUCGUGAAAUUACUUGGAAGUUACGUAUUUGGAAGACUAAUACCGUAUUAACCGGUUCACUGGUGAACUCGGUACUAACGUUUUGUGCCAAAACUGAUUUAUAUCAAUCUGCGUUUGUGACGUUCGCGAUCCGCACUGCAAACGUGUAAUCUGAAUUUGAAAUUAAUUGGCGAGAAAGAAAAGGUUUUCUGUCUUCAAAUCAACAUGACCAAUCCGACGGAAUACGCUAAAGUGAACAACCUAUCACACUCUGUCAUAUAUCAUUUAAUUCGCGAGUUUGAAGAAGAACUAGCACAUAUGUCAGGAAAGUGUAUAGAUAUCGGUUGCGGUCCCGGUGACGUUACAAGAUACACUCUUUUACCUGCACUCGAUCCAAAAGCGGUAAUCACUGGUAUUGAUAUCUCGGAGGACAUGAUCAGAUAUGCUAAGAAGUUAUGCGACGAUGAACAACGACUCAAAUUUGAAGCCCUAGAUAUUCAAACUAAGCAUCUGCCUGAAAAAUACGUUUCUGAAUACGAUCACAUGUUCACAUUUCACACGUUGCAUUGGUGCGAUGAUAUACGACAAGUAUUUGAGAAUAUCUAUUGUUUACUUCGACCUGGCGGAACUAUACUAAUAUUAACGUUAGUAUAUCACGAUGUAUUUGAUAUUUUAUAUAAAUUGUCGCAAGACAUUCGAUAUAAGCCAUACAUAACGCAUGUGAAGAAUUUUAUUCCGCCGUUCUAUGAUUCAAUUCAAGCUAAUAAAGAACUAAAAGCAUUACUCAAAAGUAUUGGGUUUAAUGUUCUUCAUUGCAGUCAUCGGGAGAGAACUUACUGUGCUCAAGAUAUACAGGAAUACCCAACUCUGAUAUUGGCUUUUGUAACGCAAUUUUUGAAGAACAUGCCACAUGACCGAAUGGAACAAUUCAAAGACGAGUUUACCCGGGAAUAUAAGAAAAGAAGAUUUUUCCAUAAGCAGAUGCGUACUCAAAAGGAAAGAAUUGCGUCAGAUCUGCACGAAAUAUUAGUAGUUUAUGCAAAAAAGAUUUCACUAUAAAUAACUACGUAACCAAGAAGAAAGAAUUGUAUCGAAUCUAUAUAAAAUAUUGAUAGUAUAUGCAAAAAAAAAUUAUGAACGAUAAGGAACGAUUUUGAAGUUACAAUUAUUGUGAAUGUUGCAAUUAUUAAAGUUAUACACUAAUUUUAGAGUCAUAAUUAUUAAGCUAUUUUAUUAAGGUAACGGUUACUGUUAUGGGUCUUGAUCUUGUAUUCAGCUUGGAAAAUAUAAAUAUAUAUAUUUUAAUAAGAAAA
This is a messenger RNA of Odontomachus brunneus, 1359 nucleotides long. Its product is annotated as juvenile hormone acid O-methyltransferase-like. The record is from RefSeq and is a predicted model, not a curated record. Bases 272 to 1105 code for a protein of 277 amino acids. The transcript has 7 exons. NCBI's taxonomy places the organism in Eukaryota, Metazoa, Arthropoda, Insecta, Hymenoptera, Formicidae.